ACUUUGAACGUCCAACACUGCUACACAGUUCGAAUCCAACUUCUGUUGAGUGGUUUUGUGUGCAUUUUAAGCAGUGUUUUACUCGAACCAAGAUGGAAAUACAUAAAUUACUGUUGGUUUCCGUAUUUUUGGUUUCAGUAGUAGUUCAAUGUCAGUGGGCUAACGAUGUAUCGCGCAUGGAAGCUGAAACGAUAAGUGCAAAUCUCACCAAGAAGCCUUUCACGGAUGAGUGUUUGAACUGCAUUUGUGAGACCAUCAAUUGUACGGCAGCUAACAGCAAAUGCAAGGGAGACAUUUGUGGACGAUUCUCCAUUGAUCGCGCCAAUUGGAAGGAUGCCGGACACCCGACUGUACUGUUCGAUGAUGUAGAGUCAGACGGAGCUUUUGAGAGAUGUGCCAACGACUUCGAAUGUGCUCGACUAACUAUAAAAAAGUACAUGGACACUCAUCCUCACGAUUGCAACAAUGACUCGAUCAUUGAUUGCUAUGACUAUGGAGCGAUUCAUUUCAGUGGCACCUUCAAGUGCAAAAGUCCCAUGUCACAGGCUAUUGGUGCAACAUUUUCUACCUGCCUCAGCAAAAUGAAGAACUGAAUGAAUAACGAAGAAUAUUAUAUUGGGUCUAUCAUAGAAAAAAACAUAGAUCAUCAGCUGUUCUUAGUGAGAAUUUGUGUGUAUUU
Messenger RNA from Nilaparvata lugens (brown planthopper), 679 nucleotides. Its product is annotated as lysozyme 2. NCBI's taxonomy places the organism in Eukaryota, Metazoa, Arthropoda, Insecta, Hemiptera, Delphacidae. The transcript has 4 exons. The coding region runs from base 93 to 593 and encodes 166 amino acids. Gene Ontology annotation, molecular function: lysozyme activity. The record is from RefSeq and is a predicted model, not a curated record.